AGAGGAAGUGAAAAACAGACUGAAAACCCCUCAAAUUUAGUCAUAUUUACGUGACGCAUGAAACCGAUGAACGAAGGAUGGCGGGAAGAGAAUUCCUGAAAGUUGUCAGUUGAGCACCUGUCUCAGUUCUUCGACGAAGAGCAAUUCCUUACCAUCGUCGUCAUUCUAUGCUGAAUUUCUCAAAUAUUUCUCUGAUAUCACAAAACCCUACCAUUCCCAUUCCCAUUCCCAAAGCUGUUAUUCCUCCGAAUUCAUAGUGGCUUCUCGUCAAUUAAUUCUGGAGCGCAUAUCCUUCUCCUGCCUCGGAAGACCUCUUAUGGCUGCUUCGAGGAUCGUCGCCGAGUACGCCAAGUCCAAUCGAUCUACUUGCAAGGAAUGCUCCAAGAACAUCGAUGGGGGUGCUCUGAGGUUAGGUUUGGUGAGCAAAGAUCCACGAGGGUACGAAAUAAAGAAAUGGCAUCACUUGAGCUGUUUCCCAACCGAUUCUCAGCAAUUGUUUUCUGCAGAGAAGAUACAGGGUUUUUCGACAUUGAAGAUUAGCGACCAGGAAUCAUUGAAGAAAUUGGAGGUUGGACGCCAUAAACAAGUGAAGGAUUCUGAAGGGUGCAAAGGAAAUAAGAGGACUCAUAAGGAAUCAGACGUUGCUGAGAUUGCUGAACUCGAUGAAAAGAAUUCAAAGAAGUUGAAGUUGUCUACAUCCAGCAAUGAAGCUGUGCAGGAGACAGCUUUCUCUAUUUCAGAUGUGAAGACUAAGUACAAGGAUGCUACAUUAUUACCAAAAUGGAAGGCUUUCCAAACAAUCAUAUUUCUUGAACGGGAUGAUGGUCUUCAUGAUUCAAGUAAAAUUGCUGCUUUUGAUUUUGAUGGGUGUCUCGCCAAUACUUCUGUGAAAAGAACUGGCCCGGAUGAAUGGAAACUUAUGUAUCCUUCAAUACCAGAAAAGCUGCAGAAUUUGUACAAGGAUGACUACAAGCUGGUUAUCUUUACCAAUGAAUCUAACAUCGAGCGCUGGAAGAAUAAGAGACAGGUAGCAGUUGACUCUAAGCUUGGACGGCUCCACAAUUUCAUUGAGCUUGUCAAAGUCCCAAUUCAGGUUUUUGUAGCUUGUGGAUUGGGAAAAACUACUGGUCAAACAGAAGAUCCCUUUCGCAAGCCAAAAACUGGAAUGUGGAGAAUUAUGGAGCAACAUUUCAACUCUGGCAUCCCAAUUGAUAUGGAUAAAUCCUUCUAUGUCGGUGAUGCAGCUGGAAGAAAAAAUGAUCACAGUGAUGCAGAUACUAAAUUUGCUCAGGCACUUGGAUUAAAGUUCUAUGUACCCGAGGACUAUUUUGGUGCAUAGUUGACUUGCUGGCAGUUGGCUCCAGACAAAAUCUCACCCCAUAAUGGCUGCCUUUUAGAUUUUCAACUAUUAGUAUUGGUGCUGCCUCGUGUAAGGACCUACACGUCAAGUCUUAGGAUGCUUGUCCCUGCAUGUAAAUCUCCGAGCUGGUUAAGCUAGCUGAUUUACUUGAGGAUAAAUUUAUUGAUGUCAAUCUGAUUAAGAAAUGUUCCUUUUCCUCAAAUGAACUUAAUGCCCGUGAUUGCCCUGAGAUUUCAAUUCCUGUGGUAAUAAACUCUCUGAUUUCCUACUCAA
Molecule: messenger RNA, 1633 nt
Organism: Macadamia integrifolia
Lineage: Eukaryota; Viridiplantae; Streptophyta; Magnoliopsida; Proteales; Proteaceae
Product: polynucleotide 3'-phosphatase ZDP
Exons: 12
Coding region: 317-1339 (340 amino acids)
Biological process (GO): DNA repair
Molecular function (GO): ATP-dependent polydeoxyribonucleotide 5'-hydroxyl-kinase activity; zinc ion binding; polynucleotide 3'-phosphatase activity
Source: RefSeq, a predicted model, not a curated record